Molecule: messenger RNA, 4659 nt
Organism: Bufo gargarizans (Asiatic toad)
Lineage: Eukaryota; Metazoa; Chordata; Amphibia; Anura; Bufonidae
Product: alpha-2-macroglobulin-like
Cellular component (GO): extracellular region
Molecular function (GO): endopeptidase inhibitor activity
Source: RefSeq, a predicted model, not a curated record
CAGGGGGGCUGUCCACAGGCUCGGCUUUAUAAAGCCAUCUCCCUCCAGCAUUCUUCCUACUGAAUGUGAUAUCUGGCCAGCAGCAUGUCGAGAUCAGCUCUUGGACUGUGCCUGCUCCUGACCCUCAUCCAUGGAGCAGAUUUCUCAGAGCCUCAACCAAAAUAUAUGCUGUUGGUUCCUACUGUCUUGAAGGCCAACAAUGAGCAGAGAUUCUGCCUGCAGAUGUCCCAUUUUAAUGAGUCUGUUACUGUGACUGUGGCCCUGGAGACAGGGAAAGAGAACAUAACAUUACUGGAGAAAGAAGUCACCCAACCUGGAGAAGACAACUGUGUCACUUUUAAAACUCCUGCCUCUGAUGAAGCAAGAGUGGGAUACAUCACUCUAGAAGUUGUGGGUAACACGUUGCACUUCAGGAAAAAAAAAAGCGUUCUUAUUAGACCCCUACACAACCUAGUGUUCAUCCAGACUGACAAAGCCAUAUACAAACCUGGGCAGAAAGUUCAGUUUCGUAUUGCUGCCUUGGAUGAAACAUUUCGUGCGGUGUCUGAAAAGCUUCCUAUGGUUUACGUUGAGGAUGCUCAGAGAAAUCGCAUUGUCCAAUGGUUGAAUGUGGAGACCAAGAAAGGAAUAGCAGAAGAGUCUUUUCCUCUCCCCUCUGAGCCUUUAUUGGGAACGUAUAAGCUGGUGGCUGAAAGGCAAAGCGGCUCACAGAUCAAACAGCAUUUUUCUGUGGAGGAAUACGUGCUACCUAAAUUUGAGGUGAAGGUGACAGUCCCCUCAGUUAUGACUAUUCAAGAUGAAGAGGUUGAAGUUAUAGUAUGUGGCAAGUACACCUAUGGAAAACCAGUUGCAGGAAGAAUCGAUGUCCAGGUCUGCAGAAAGUUCACAGACAGCUAUUCUUCUUGUCGUCUGGAACAAAGAAGUGUAUGUGAAGACUUUUCCCAUGAGGCUGAUAAAACUGGAUGUUUCUCACAAGUGGUGAAGACCAAAAUCUUCCAGCUGAAACGUUCUGGCUAUGAGAUGAAACUUGUUGCAAGUGCAAAAAUAACAGAGGAAGGAACGGGAGUUAUACUGACCGGGGAGGGACACUCUGACAUCAAGAAGACUAUUGCCAAAGUAUCAUUCCGACAGCUGGAUUCCCACUUUAAGAAGGGUAUUCCCCUCUAUGGACAGAUUUUUCUAGAAGAUGCCAGUGGUAAGCCAAUUCCAGAUAAGAACGUGACAAUCUUUGUAGGUUAUCAUGGCAAAAACUUCACCUACACUACAGGAUCUGAUGGAACUGCAGAUUUUUCCAUUGACACCAAAUCUUUUCCUGCAUCAUCUAUCAAUCUCAGGGCCGUUUACAAAACUGGAGAGACAUGCUACAGUCAUUACACGUUGUUUCCAACUUAUGAGGAGGCUUCACGUAGCGUCAGUCAUUUCUACUCCCGGACUCAGAGCUAUAUAAAGUUCCAGCCCAUAUACAGGACUCUAAGCUGCGAAGAAAAUGAGAAAUUUACAGUAUUCUACGCCCUGAGUCCUGAAGGUGUUGGAAAUGUGUCUGGUGUUGUGUUUCACCACUUGGUGAUGGCAAAAGGAGAAAUUGUUGACUUUGGAAAGCAUGAGGUGAAAUUAACUUCAGCUGAAGAAUCGCAUGGACAGUUUACAUUUACUCUUCCUGUAAAUAUUAACACUGCACCCAUAGCUAAAGGGCUGGUGUACCUGGUUCUUGAAAGUGGUGAGGUUAUUGCGGAUAGCGUCAGCUUCAAAGUAGAGAAUUGUUUUACGAACAAGGUGAAGCUCUCUUUCUCUGCCAAUGAAGCUCUUCCGGGAUCACAAGUCGAUCUCACCCUCUUCGCUCAACCCAACUCGCUCUGUGCGUUGCGAGGCGUAGAUGUCAGUGUAUCACUGCUGAAACCGGAGGCUGAACUAACAGCAAAAUCGAUAUAUGACCUCCUGCCGGUUACUCAAUUGUCUGGCUACAAUCACAACGGCCAUUACUUAGAAGAGGAACGGGAGGAUCCCUGCUUGAAGUUGGAUCCUAUCUUCAUGAACGGAGUGUAUUAUACACCGUCUACCCCUAACUGGAACACUGACACUUAUGCCAUCUUCAAGAGCCUGGGUCUGAAAGGUGCCACAAAUAUGAUGAUCAGAAUCCCUAUCAUCUGCGCACAGGAAGAUGUGGCAUAUUAUGACUAUGCUCCACAAGCUAGCUUGCACAGAGGAGGAGCUGUACCAAUGAGCAUGCCCAUGAGAGUCGGCCUAGAAUCAGAAUUGAUAAUGGAAGAUGUCAUUGAAUCUGUCAGGAAGUUGUUCCCUGAAACCUGGCUGUGGGACUUGAUUGAGAUUGACUCCAUUGGACAUUCAAAUUUAAAGGUGACGGUACCAGACAGUAUCACCACAUGGAAAGUCGGCAUGUUCUGUACAUCCGAGGAAGAUGGUUUCGGCCUCACACAGCCAGUCUCAGUGGUAGCGUUCCAGCCAUUCUUCCUGGAAGCAAAUGUACCGUACUCAGCAAUCCGGGGCGAGGUGUUCCGUCUGAAGGCCACUGUACUUAAUUACCUCAAGGAAACCAUAAGGGUAAACAUUGGUUUGGAAAAAUCUGAUGAGUUCACAGCUAAAAAAAUAAGCACCGAUGAUGAAGAUCACUGCAUAGACGCGAAUGGCCAAGUGACCGUAUCCUGGGAAGUGACAAUGAAGUCUCUAGAUGAAGUGAACUUUACAAUCAGUGCAGAGACUCUACCCGGAGAAGGGCACUGUGGCAACGAGAUUGUGAAUACAGUGCAAGGCAGAAGGGACAUCGUUAUUAAAUCUAUGUUAGUUCAGCCAGAGGGUAUAGAAAAACAAGAAACCCAGAACUCUAUAAUUUGUGGAAAAGGUUCUGAGAUUUCUAAGCUGAUUUCACUAAAACUCCCAGAAAAUCUGGUGGAAGGUUCUGCUCGAGCCUACUUCUCUGUUAUCGGGGAUCUCAUGGGAACUUCAAUGCAGAAUUUGGGGAAUCUCCUCCAGAUGCCAUUUGGAUGUGGAGAACAAAACAUGGUCCUGUUCACUCCUAAUAUUUAUAUACUGGACUAUCUCAACGGAACAAACCAACUUACCCCAGCGAUAAAAGCCAAAGCCCUGAGCUACCUGACCACUGGUUAUCAAAGACAGAUGGCUUAUAAACACCCUGAUGGAUCCUACAGCGCAUUUGGCCCAGGAAGUAGAGGAUAUGGGCAACCAGGAAAUACCUGGUUGACGGCCUUUGUCAUGAAGUCUUUUGCCAGAGCCCAAUCUUACAUAUACAUCGAUCCUAAACACAUAAGUGAUGCUCUGGCUUGGCUCACUCAUCAACAGAAGGAAAAUGGCUGCUUCCGUAACACCGGCUAUCUCUUUAACAAUGCCAUGAAGGGUGGAGUAGAUGAUGAGACCACUUUGGCUACAUACAUUACCAUAGCUCUAUUGGAAUAUCCAUUGUCUACAACGCAUAUCGUGGUCCGAAAUGCGUUAUUCUGCCUGGAGAGUGCACUGAACAAAGAAAGCAACAUCUAUACACAAGCAUUAAUGGCUCACGCCUUUACUCUUGCUGGAAAAAUGGACCUUCGUGCUCGUCUUCUUCAGUCGCUGCAAGAAAAGGCCAUUAUGAAAGAUGAUACCGUCCAUUUGCAUCGCCCAGAAGUACCAAAUGAUUCAGGGAGAGUGAGAGACAUUCACAGGAGACCCGCAUCCUACGAAGUUGAGAUGACCUCUCACAUGUUGUUGGCCAUGUUGUCCAAACCUGACGUCUCUACUGAAGACCUAACUGCCGCCUCAAAAGUUGUCUCUUGGCUUGUACAACAACAGAACUCCCAAGGAGGGUUUUUAUCUACUCAGGACACAGUUGUUGCUCUUCAGGCGCUCGCUGUCUAUGGUUAUCAUACUGUCAGCCAUGAUGGUCCCAGAGAAGUCACUCUAACACUGGACAAUGCUCAAGUUGCAAAAUUCACUGUGGAAGAUUCUAACCGUCUACUCCUGCAGAAGGCUCCUUUAUCUAGUGUGCCGGGAGAAUAUACUGCCACUAUCACCGGCACUGGUUGUGUGUAUAUACAGACUAACCUGAAGUACAACAUACCACAUCCUGAGGGUGAAGCACCAUUUAACAUUUCCGUGUCCACUGUGCCAGAGAUCUGUACCGUCAAGUCCCUUAAAUCAUUUAACAUCCUAGUCAAUGUCAGCUACAUUGGCAACAGAGAGAACUCAAAUAUGGCAUUGGUGGAAAUCAAGCUCCCAUCCGGAUACACACCGAACAAGUCUUCUGUCAAACAGCUACGGGGACAUAAUUUGAUUAGCAGGGCAGAGGCGCACCCCAAUAAAGUUAUUGUGUACUUUGAGAAGCUUGGUAAAGACAUGAAGUCCUUCACGUUCUCAGUUGAACAAGAAAUUCCUGUCGGUAACCUUCGGGCAGCCACUGCCACCAUCUUCGACUACUAUGAGACAGAUGACAUCGCUGUGACAAAAUACUUCCACCCCUGCAGUAACAAUGGAGAUGGAGCACAGAGCACUGAAUAGCCCGGCAGGGAAGCAUCAGCAAAUAUGUCAGGCUGGAUAAAGAAUAUAACAAUUCCACUAUAUCAUCUGUACACAGAAUAUUCUGAUAUUUUUUAUAUGUUGCUGUUUUAUGUGAUUUAUGGGUUGUAAUAAAGCAGCCAAUCUGUUAUAAAA